UUUCUUUCUCUUCUUUUAUAUAUUUUAGAACUUAAAGAGAGAUUAACAGAUCUUAAUUUUUAGGUAUAUAUAAUAAAGGCAGCACAAGCAAUGAGCAGAGGCGGAAGCUACGGUGGCGGGCAGAGUUCCUUAGGUUACCUUUUCGGCUCAGAUGAACCACCAAGUAACGCUGCACCGCCUUCCCGGAUUAUUAACCUACCACCGUAUGGUAUUGAUACCAUAGAACAGGAGGAAAAGCCUCGACAUGACAAUCCAUCUGAUAAGAAUAAGCACAAUAAGGUCACUUCAAACAAUUAUCACCGAGCUGAAGGCCAGAAUUCUGGCAACUUCAUUACUGAUCGUCCGUCAACAAAAGUGAAGUCAGUGCCUGGAGGAGACUCAUCUCUCGGGUAUCUCUUUGGAGAUAAGUAAUUAUUAAAGUUUCUUAAUUUUCUGCAGCUUUUAAUAAUGGAUUAAUUAGGCUUAGUUAAUUAAGAUAGUAUUUGGAUUUCAAGUAGCUUGUGAGAAUAAGGGAUUAUUAGUGUUCUUAUCCCCCAUCAUCAAUGUUGUAAUGAAUCUGUAAGUGAAGUGUGUGGUUUCUGGUCUUGCAAUCUGCAGUUAGUGAUUAGCUUAAUUAGUUAAUAAUGACUGUGGUAAGACUAUAUGUAGACAUAAAUAUUUUUCUGCAAUAAGAAAAGCUAGUUGUUUCCUAUUA
This is a messenger RNA of Jatropha curcas, 694 nucleotides long. It is a transcript of the gene SP1L5, whose product is annotated as SPIRAL1-like5. Gene Ontology annotation, cellular component: cortical microtubule, transverse to long axis. Gene Ontology annotation, biological process: cortical microtubule organization. The record is from RefSeq and is a predicted model, not a curated record. Lineage: Eukaryota; Viridiplantae; Streptophyta; Magnoliopsida; Malpighiales; Euphorbiaceae.